Larimichthys crocea (large yellow croaker) is the source of this 6072-nucleotide messenger RNA. RefSeq names its product zinc fingers and homeoboxes protein 2. Gene Ontology annotation, biological process: regulation of transcription by RNA polymerase II. NCBI's taxonomy places the organism in Eukaryota, Metazoa, Chordata, Actinopteri, Sciaenidae. Bases 910 to 4062 code for a protein of 1050 amino acids. The transcript is spliced from 5 exons. Gene Ontology annotation, molecular function: DNA-binding transcription factor activity, RNA polymerase II-specific; DNA binding. The record is from RefSeq and is a predicted model, not a curated record. Gene Ontology annotation, cellular component: nucleus.
GGGCUCGCAGGAGCAGGAGGAGGCGGGCGGGAGGGGACCGGAGAGGAGAGGGGGGCUGCGUGGCUGCAACAUGCCCGCGCCUUCUGCACCGCAACCCCGCGCAGCCGAGCCCGCAGCGUCCGCAAACUUUUCUGUACAUCCUCACGUCACCUGGGCGCGAGACAUAAAUUUGGCAUCCUAUGCAAAUAUAUGCUGACGUAAAAGAUCAUGUGGUUUUUGUCGUCGAUCCCCCCUAUGAGCAGCGAGGAGGCAGCGUUUGUUCCCCCGCUCUGUUGUCUUUAGGUUAGCUAUGCUACAGUCUUUACUGUACCCAGCGCUAGCCAUAUGCGCCCCGCACCGCACCACCCUGGAUCUCUGGGAAUAACCGGCCCGGGCUGCCGCCUCUGCACCGGGACACGCACGCACAGAUUCCACAGGAGAUUACCCAGAGUGCCGCUGGCCUGAGGAUCAUCCGGAAAAGGGGGAGAGAGCGCGAGGACGAGGAGGACACACGGUGAUUGGAGGAGGAGGUGGAGCUUCAGAGAGACCACCUCCCCCUCGAGUGAAGCCCCUCCCCUCUGUGGAAGUGCACUUGAGCACCGCUGCUGUCUGUGAUGCCCUCCCAUGACGCCCAGGUCGGUAGCUGACACUGCCAGUGAGCGGGAGACGCCACUGCACAACCGGUCGUGGGCCACCGCCGUCAGCCGGUUCUUGCCCUCCCUCUCGCACGCUGGAGACUCCACCUCCACCCACCUACCAGUAUCCACAACCAUCAGCUCCGACCCACCCAAGUAAAGUCCCCUCAAACACCGACACGCUGACAUCCUCGGCCAGCACCAGCAGCAGCAGCAGCAGCCAAAAACCACAGUAUCUUCAACGCAAUCAGCAACACCAGCACCACCAUUAUCACCACCACCAGCAGCAGCCAUCAUGUCCAGUCGUAGGAAGUCCUCCACCCCUUGCAUGGUCCGGGUAAUCAGUGACCUGCCUGAAGAGCAAGAUGACCCUGAGGAAGUUAUGGACAUGGAAAUAUUGGCGGACAAUGACGUGACAGAAAAAGAAUCAGAAUCAUCUGAAUCUGCAGAAAAAAGUCAAGACCUCCAGCAGGAGAAACCAGAGAAUCCAGACCAGCAGACGUUUCUGAAACCAGUGGAAAACCAGAAUCCUGAGCCAUCAGAACAAGAGGAGCAGUCGGGUAAGAAAGACCAACCCUCUGUCAUUGAAGAUGUAGAAGCCAGAGAGAAGGACAGGGAAGGGAUUGAAUCUGACCUGGCGUCCCAAAAAAAGCAGCCCAGAGGCUACGAGUGCAAAUACUGCCCGUUUUCGACACAGAACCUGAAUGACUUCAAAGAACACGUGGACUCCAGCCACCCGAACGUCAUUCUCAACCCGUUGUACUUAUGUGCUGUGUGCAACUUCAACACCAAGAAGUUUGACUCGCUCACAGAGCACAAUGAGAGCCAGCACCCGGGCGAGACGAACUUCAAGUUCAAGAGGAUAAAAAUGAACAAUCAGACUAUCUUAGAGCAGACAAUCGAAGGCAAGGACAAUUCAGUUGAAUGUGAAGUAACAACUGAACGGGGUGAAAGCAACAGCAGUUCUGUGUUUCCACCUUGCAUAUCCACCACGGUGAAAACCCUGGAAAACAUCCAGUCACUCUAUCAAGGGAGCGAACUGAAAAGCCAGCUGGACGGCCUGAUCCAGAAGGAUCAAAUCACAGCAGUGAACAUCAACGGAACAGUCAUCAUCCCUGAACCCACCAUCCUCCAAGGGCUCUCCCAUGUCACCCCGAUGCUCCAGCGCCCGCCCAACUUUAACUCUGUACCAAAAAUAGCUGUUCCCUUGAACACCACCAAAUAUAACCCUUCUUUAGAUGACAACUUGACGUUGAUCACCUCCUUUAACAAGUUCCCUUACCCGACACAUGCAGAGCUGUCGUGGCUGACGGCUGCCUCCAAGCACCCGGAGGAACAGAUCAAAGUCUGGUUCACCACCCAGCGGCUGAAGCAAGGCAUAACCUGGUCCCCAGAGGAGGUGGAAGAAGCCAGGAAAAAGAUGUUCAAUGGCUCCAUCCCUCCUGCCCAUCACACGUUCACCAUCCUGCCUACAAGCCCAAUCUCUCAGCCAUCUGCCAAAUCCUCCCAGCAGCCUUUUGUCCACACUACAGUCAGGCAUCGGACAAUCACGUCCAAUGGGUUAAGUGUAGCCACCACCGCAAACUCUCCUGCUGGAGUUGGCUCCAGUGUUUCCCUUAAACGAACACACCUGACAACAGUGUUUGGUCCAGAGUCUAAGCGGCCCAUCAUGGCAGUUGCCCCCCAUUCUGGUGACCCUAAAGAUAAAAUCCUCAUGGCGCCUCCUCCACCCCCUCCUCCCCAGAAAGACCGUCUCCCAAUGGCUCCACCUCCUGUUCCCAUGGACAUGAAGAGAUCUGUAGCAGUUCCUCUGGUCACCACAGAGAUGAAGAGGUCAUCCGCUACUGUGCCUUUAAUGCCACCGCCGUCAUCAUCACCAUCCUCAUCCUCCAAAGGGAAGAUUCUCCCAUUGUUAGGAAACCCCAAAACAAAGCCGGUGGUGUCCCUGCCCUCCAUAGUCUUUCCAGAGUCUUUAACGAGGCCAAUGAUAGCUCCCCCGCCCAUCUUUGCGCCGUCAUUUAAAAACUCAUUACUUUUUCCUCUUACUCCCCCCAUCACUUCCAAAGAAAAGCACCUGAAUACCCACGCUAUGCCAGCUGGCGAUUUGAAGCUGCCAAAUUCUCCUCCGCUCAAUACCCCACAGAUAAGGAGGCCAACCAUUAUCCAGUCCAUUCGAGCUCCGGCCAAAGCCCCGUCCCAGAUUCCAGGGUUUCCCUUGGACAGCAAGAAGCUAAAAGAGCAGCAAGGCGUGGAGCCGAAAGCAAGCUACCCCAGAGGAGACAAGGUACUCACUCCUCUGGCAGAGGCCAACGGGACAUCUCGCACAGACGGCAAAUGGCCCCAUGAUCAAACCUCCGUUGCUCAAAACAAUGGAGUUCUACAUUUGGAUGGCGGUGACCUGACAGCAGCGCCGAAACUAGACUUUCAGCAGAAGUCCUCGGUGCUAACCCAGUUCCCAUUGCUGGAGAGGAUGAAAGGAAAGACAGCUGAACAGUUAAAGAUUUUAGAGGAAAACUUCUUGAGGAACAGCUUUCCCACACAAAGCGAUGUGGACAAUCUGGCGGGCACCACCCGCUUAUCUCCCCAGGAAAUCGACAGCUGGUUUGUGGAGCGCCGUGCACUACGCGACAACCUGGAACAAGCCCUUCUCAACUCCAUGGGCACUAAGAGAGUGGGCAUUGGUGGCAUCAACGCCAUCUCCAAGAAACGACAUCAGCAACAACAGCAACACCAAACUCUACAGAUGAAUGGGAUUCACAAGCCAAGCACCGGCGUGGGCCACCUUAAGGGCCCUCUUCCACCCUCGCACACCUUGCCCAUCAUUGCUCCCGGCACCAUUGCCCCCUCCAUCCCCAACCCAAAUUCCUGCUCAGUGCCUCCAGACAGCCGAUCCCUGGCACUCCUCAAGGACGAUUUUGCUCAAACGCGGUGGCCUUCCCCUGAGGAGUUUAGCCAACUGGAGGGUCGGACAGGACUGGCUCGUGCCGAACUCGCUCGCUGGUUCAAUGAUAGCCGGCUUCAGAGCGGCAGCAUGGAACUGUCAGAACUUUUUCACAACAAUGGAGUGAAUGGAGGGCAGGGACCGCCCGUGUGCUCUCCUGAAAACGCUCCACCCAGCAUCAUCCGGCACUGUCAGGAAGGAGCCCUAACAAACAACAACAGCAGCAGUAAAGUGUUGGAGGUUGAGUUGGGCUGGCUAAUGGAGCAGCGCGCCAACAGCCUCAACAGUCAACACCACGAUGAGCUCCAAGACCGGUUUGCUGGCAGACUGAGGCAGCAGAACGUGGUGGAGUUGAAGAACGGCGGACAGAACGGCGGAGUGGUGGGAGGAGCACGGGAGGUGUUCGGGAGCUGGCUGCAGGACGGACACUCGAGGAGAGGACGGGAGCUGCUCCUGGACAGAGAGAGGAAGAUGGCGGAGGACACAUCUGGGAGGCUGACUGGAUAAACGGCGCGGAUACAAUUUGCAGCCGCCGCCGCCGCCGCCGCCACUCGUCGCUGCUGCUGGAAACAUACAAGAGGAAAGAAAACAAGGUGGAAGAAGAACGGAGCAACAAAAGAAGAGUUUUUUUUUUUAAUUAUCAGAUUUUUUUUUUUCUUCAUUUACUGAUUUUUAUCUCUUGAUUGUCGCAUCCCAGAUCACGCACAACGCCCUCCUCCGUCACCUGACACCGACCCCCUCCUGUCCACAAAAAGACGAGUUUGAAUGAGACGCUCUGCUCUGAUUUAUUUUUUUUUUGGCGUAAACGCAAAUUAAAAUCAGACGAGUGAGAGGAGAAGUUCAGGGUCACGAUCUGUGAAGAUAAUUGAAAUUGCCCUCCUCGUACAGUGAGUCUCAAAUCGCUCAAAUGCUUUCUUUUCAUUUCUCACAGUGAUGUGAGUUUUAAUAGUGUUUCAAUACAAACCGGGAGCAGAUCUCUGUCUGAUGUAAGCGGAGACGAACAUUAGAAGACUCUCAACAAUUAGUUUGUUCGUCCUUCCCCUUUAACAACCGUCCCUUACGAUGAGUGUGAUUGGUUGCCGUGCCCCAGUUUCAUGUAACAUAUCAGUUCAUCGUCGUUCUCCUGUCAGACAAAUCAAAACGAAGCAGAACCAAAGAGAUCAUCUUUCUUCUUCCAUGUCAAAAACCUGGUGCCUACAUUGCCCACAAUGCAACGCGAGCCUGUUCGGGUGUGUUGUUAGUAGUGUAGCGUUGAUGUCUUCUUAAACUCGGGGUCUUCAGCAGCCGACACUGACUCGAGUGACAUCACUCGAGGACAUCGAGCUCUCUCUCUCUCUCUGUGGAGACGCUAAACGAUUUGUUCAGACUGCAGACAAAUCAGAUUUGUUCCCUAAAUCAGAUCAGACCGUCCUCACCGGUACUUGGAAGCGAUCAGAUUGGAUUUGGGCCGUUCAGACAUCGACCAGUAACUGCACACGACAGUGGAAGCAGCUUUGCCUCGCCUCAAAGUGCCGGCGGACUUUUUAUCCCAGUGUCUGUCCACAGACUGUUUGUCUCAGCUCUGAUUGGACGUUGAGGCGGGCUGAAUGAAGCCACCUGUAACGAUUCUGCAGGGAAAUUAGCUACAGAGACCAAAACUGUUUUUUGUACCAGGCUGUAAACAUGGGGACUUAUGGAGACUGACUCACUUCUGGAGCCAGACUCAAGUGGACGUUAGAGGAACUGCAGAGGUUGCUGCUUGGUCCAGACUGAGAAACAUCAUUAAGCCCCAUCAAAAUCUAAAAUAAACCACAUUCAUCCAGAUUUGAGCUGCAGUCUGAACAAAGUCUUUGAAAUCAUAUGCAGUCGCUGCGACGACCUGGAAACUGAUGGUGCCAUUUGAAAUUUAUGCAAAACAAUCCCAACACCUCGUCAGCAGAGCGAACUUUUCAAAAAAUGGACUUGAAGUCCUAAAAGAAAUCUGUCAGUGAUUUCUUAAAGUUCCUGAAGUCCUGAGGCUGAAGGCUUCCUCUGCGGACUCGCGCUCCUCUUCAUUUCUGUUGCAUUGUGGGACGAUUGUGUCCUUGAACGAAUCAAAACUGAGCAAUUUUUGCACGCCGGCAUUUUAAAUUGACUUCUUUUUGUUAUUUUUCUAAUGUGAAAUAAUCAAGAAUUAAUAAUCAAAAAAUAUGAAGCUGGGGCACAGAGUUGGUGAGUAAUCGGUCACAGGGCAGGCUGCAUGAAUGCUUCAUUUAAUUAAUUCCUCCGAUGGAGCCGUCUUUCUAAUCGCGCGUCUGUGCAGAGGUUAAACAGGUUCGAACUUUAAACUGCAGCCGAGGCUGAAAUACUUUCAAAUAUUGAACAUUUCGUACAGAAAGGCCUCGCUCACAGGAAGAAGGCUGCCGGCACCAAAGGGCAGAAAUGUCACUUUUCCACGUAGUCUUCUUCUUCUGUGGUUCUUUAAAGGCACCAAAUGGAGAAUUAGCUCCACCAGCUGUUCAUCUCCGUCAUCCAGUCAACUCGUAUAACGGCGGUGGA